Molecule: messenger RNA, 1314 nt
Organism: Dermacentor andersoni
Lineage: Eukaryota; Metazoa; Arthropoda; Arachnida; Ixodida; Ixodidae
Source: RefSeq, a predicted model, not a curated record
GCCGACUGCGCGUACACGCGCGUGCACCGUAAAAUGGAGCUGGUCAGAGAUUUCGGAGAUCCCCAUGUCCUGACGCUCGCCGAAGAUCACAUCGUGCUCAAACUGGACACUGCAUGGGCGCGGGAUGUGAUUCUCCCAAAAGGUCUCUCUAUUUCCGACGAGGACGGCCUCCUCCUAGUCGCGAACCAGAGAUCUCUGGUUUCGGCAUCGAAGACAGGCUUAUUACGUGGGGUGACAAUCUCGAAGGCCCUGUUCUGCGGAUGCGCAUCAUUUGACUCCUCGGACAGCUACCGCCGGGUCGCCGGCACACUGCUCCGAGAAACCCAGCAGCUAUGCAUCAUACACAACAGGGACAAGGUGUACACGCUUAUUCGUAUGUUCCCGAACGUCGAGAUCCUUGCGCUACCGCACGAUCUUUGCACACAUGCCUUGGAAUUGGACGAGCCCUGCAGGGAUCGUUCUGCACCAAUGGUCGAACGGAGCAAACUGAAGGAACUGGUGGGCAGCAUUGGCAGCUUGCGUGAUGGCUGCAUUUUUCUGAGUCCUGAGACUACGCUGGCGAUAAUGCGCACUUGUCCUGACUUGCAGGUGGGUGUGACCUCGCUGAAAAUGCUCGCGAAGGUCUCGGCGUUCAGUAACCUUCGCAGCCUCAUGGUGCAACUCCUCCCUGAUAUUACCUUCCACGAGGUGGAUCGGGAACUCAGGAAGCUACUUCCGACGUUACCGAGUCUCGAAGAGCUGGUCCUGGAGAACUGCGGUGGCCUGAUGCUCUCCACGAUCGCGAGACUGUGCCCCAAGCUCAAGAGCCUGAGUCUACUAAACGGCGUUGGGUCACGUCAUGACAUCCCUGUAAACGGCGACGCGUUCCCUUAUCUGGAGGAGGUCGAAAUCGAAAUGAAAGUCUUGAAGAGCGCUUUUCACUCGCUUCUGUCAGCCACACGCGACACGCUUCGCAGCGCGCGCUUCGGUGAUGACGAACUCUGCAUUAGCUUCUUGAUGCAUUGCCUCCAGCACGGUCGACAUAGCCCAUUUUCUCGGCUCGAACACCUAAUUUUGUACACGGAACGGUCGCUACGCGUGCUGCAACUUCAGCCUGAGGAUCUGCACGACGUACUGAAGGCCCUGCCCGCUCUCCGACACCUGCAGACGGACAGCUACGACCUGCGACUGUUCUUCGAGAACUACUGCAUUCCACGUGGUCGACUGGCGCUGUCCUGGUUACAUUGCAUGCACUGUGCGGUGCACAAUCCCGAGUUUCACGGGCUUGAUGAAUUCUGUGCCUCCUUAGUUGACAGUCUGCGUCCACGCCAGUGA